AUGUCAGCUUCAACGAAAGAAGGGCUGUUCGCAGUCUGCGGGUCAUUCAUCGCCUUGUCGACCGUCGCAGUGAGCCUUCGAGCCUAUGCUCGUAAAUCACAGAAGGUUCCACUGGGCUUUGAUGACUGGUUCGCCCUUUUCGGAGUGGUAAGAAUGGCCACGUGCGCCUCGUGUAGAAAGAUGCUAAUAUGUCCCUCCUCAGAUCACGUACAUUGCUGCUGCUGCACUCGGCAUAGAGAGUAUGUCCUAUCAUUAUCGUUGAGGAGCAUCGCAGCUGACAACGCAUUAGUGGUCCGUCUGGGUCAAUUCGGAUACGACAAUGGACAAACGGCUGCACAAAAAGCAGCUCACGCCAAGUUGGGGAUCCAAGUUGCCCUCGCAUACGACUUUCUCAACCUCAACACACUGGCAUGCGCUAAGCUGAGUGCCUUGUUCAUGUAUCGUCGGAUCUUCGUUGUCGAACGCCAUAGCUGGUUCAGCCGCAUCAUCAUCGGGACCAUGGUCAUCAUCGCACUAUGGUACAUCACGUCCGACUUUCUGUCAUGCUACCAAUGCCGGUCGCACUUCUCUGCGCCUUGGACUGGCCAGUUCAAGAAAUAUUGCGAUCUCAACCCUGUCUGGGCGGAGGAGCUUGCCAUCUCAGAUAUGAUCCUGGACAUCUGGAUACUGGUGCUGCCGGUCCCUCUGGUAAGAGUCUCGAGAAAGAAGAGAGUGUUACCGAAAAGCUAACAGGAUGAUCGCAGAUCAUGAAGCUGAGGACCACUAUUGCCAAGAAGCUCGCUGUAUUUGGCGUCUUUCUUCUGGCCUUCGUGUAAGUCUCUUCUUGCUAAUGAAUGUGGCCAUAGUACAAUCGCUAAACAAUCGCAUCUCAGUGGACUUGGAGCCGCCAUUGCGCGAGUCGUCUUCUUCUUCCAAGCCAAAGGUCCCGAGCCUCAGACGCUCUACAUCGGACUCCUGGAAUCAGGCAUGUCGAUCACAGUCGUGAAUUUGCCGUCGAUACACUACCUCUGCACAUCGACAAUCCCGAGUCGUGUCGCUCACAGCUUAAGGAGCAUACGCACUCUUGGUAGCGUCGAUUCUCAAGCCAGUCGCUCGAGGAGUGAGAGUGAGGUCCAUCCUAAAGGCAACGAUGAAGUCGAGACGCCGACGAUUGCAGUUCACGGGAAAUCAUCCUGGAGCUCGCAAGGGUCGUUGGCGGGCAACGGCAACACCACAGAUGUCGAAGCUUGGCAUACCGAAGCGGACGAAGCCAAGGACACUGCUGAUGCCGAUCGCGAGAAGUCGACGGGCCAGUAUUCGCGGGCUUCGAUACAUGUCCGCAACGAUGUCGAGAUUAGACGAGAGUAA
Molecule: messenger RNA, 1347 nt
Organism: Lecanosticta acicola
Lineage: Eukaryota; Fungi; Ascomycota; Dothideomycetes; Mycosphaerellales; Mycosphaerellaceae
Source: the annotation of a GenBank genome assembly